AUGUGCAAUAAAUUCACGGUAUUAUCUUUGGCAUAUUUGGCCGUUUUCGUGGCAGUUGUUAAUUGUGAUGAUGGUGCUUCACCUGUGGGACUAGUAGAUAUUCUAAGCAAAGAUGUAGACGUCGGUCGUACUUUCGGUCACAAUGCCCUCAAGCGGUUGUCCUUCAUAUUCCUCCCAGUCAUGUUCACACUGGGAGUGAUCUCAACACUCUUGAUGGCGCUAGCCGUAAUAUCUGUUAAGAACCUCGCCAUUGGAGUUGUACUGCUCAUUGUGUCUGUAAGCCAGGCGGUUACCAGAUUAUUUGCGGCCACAACAGCACCGUCACCUCUCGUGCUGCACCCUCGUGCUGAGUUCCUCCCUGCUCCAGCCGUACCUGCCCCAUGGCCCGCCAGCGGUCCUCUUCUAUCGCCCUGGGCCAGAUCCGACAACGAAGCUACUAUUCCCGAAUAA
Messenger RNA from Bombyx mandarina (wild silkworm), 450 nucleotides. RefSeq names its product apnoia (gene apn). The record is from RefSeq and is a predicted model, not a curated record. NCBI's taxonomy places the organism in Eukaryota, Metazoa, Arthropoda, Insecta, Lepidoptera, Bombycidae.